Molecule: messenger RNA, 2241 nt
Organism: Capsaspora owczarzaki ATCC 30864
Lineage: Eukaryota; Filasterea; Ministeriida; Capsasporidae
Exons: 8
Coding region: 27-2153 (708 amino acids)
Biological process (GO): regulation of transcription by RNA polymerase II
Cellular component (GO): mediator complex
Molecular function (GO): transcription coregulator activity
Source: RefSeq, a predicted model, not a curated record
UCUUUUUCUCCUGUCUCUCUUCUCCAAUGGAAGCCCAGCCAAAUAAUCCUUCGUCUUCAGGCCAUGCUCCCACCGAUGCUUCUGCUGCCGCCCCUCCGACCGUGCUGCAGCGCUUGAAGCGCAUCCAAGCUCUACUUGACACAUGCCGCACUGGGCUCGGUCUCACGGCGCCGCGCAAUGUGGAUCAAGGCCACGUGCAUCCAUACGCAGAUGCGCAUAUCGAAACCAUUCGCCAAGACGUCCGCGCCGAGCUGCGCGCGUUGACGCAGGCGCUCUCCAACUAUGGCGCAGCGGCUGCGUUGGCGCCAGUCACAGCGAGCAGGUUGCUCACUCAGCUCAAAGAUAAAGCUACCCGUCAGGCGGAAUCAAAGGUGUUUAGUGCAUCGCUUGCUGCAGCGUUGGCCGUGUUUGACCGAGGAACCAGGAUCUCGCCCAUCGACGAGCUUGAUUCGCAGCUGAGCAAGGUGGCUGCGGCCAACAACCUCCAGCUGCAAUCUCUGUCUUUCGAGGAAGGCAAUGCACGCUACCUCACGUCUCAAACGCUCUUCGUUGAGAUUGAGCGAUCACCGGGCUCCAACGUCCCUGAAAACGCGGCCGUUGCCGCGCCGAAUGAGCCGCUUGUUGCCGCCGUCAAAAUCCUCAUCACCGACGAGGAUGACGCGCAUCUCGACGACCCUCCCAUGCCCAUUAACGAUCCUUGGAUGCUGCACCUGCUUCAGCAGCGUCAUUUCGACGAGUUUGGCCGCCAGCUUGCCCGGCUCGCCGUUCUGGACAAUUCGUCUGCCUUUUCACAGCCGCGCGAAAAGUCCAACAUGGCCAAACUUUUGCGUCAACUGACGACCGAUUUGCACACUGUGGAAGCUGCCGAGAUGGCUGCUGCUCAGAAAAACUUGCAUCAAGUUGUUCAAAAAGGCCACGGCCUCCUGGCUCCUCGCAGCGGCGCUCGGCUCCUCGGGACAACCUUCUUUGCAUCGCACGAGACAUAUGCGCGCGUUGAGGCCAUGGUUGCGCGCCUUGAGCGAAUCCCUGGGCUUUCUGCCAACACUGACGAAGCUCGGAAGCUAGCCCGUGCUCUUUCCAUCCCAGCUGUUGCCGUCGACCAGCUGUUGGUUUUGAGGGCCUCCGACCAGACGCCAGAUGUUUUGCGACGAGAACUGUUGUUCAAGCUCGGCUUCUCUCUGCAGGUGGAUAUUGAGCGAGCGAGUUUGCAGUCAGUCAACAUCCAGCCGACCGUCGCGAAGGCAGGCGACGAAUUCUCGUUGGUUGCAAACAAGAUUUCGCGUGGCUUGACAACCAUCGUUCCGUCACCGUACGAGAGCGACGAAGUUUCGCAUGCAAGCGUUCCAGGCACACUCGCAGCUACCCUUAACUGGCACAUUCCCGUUUGUGUCUCUGUUCUGCAAGAGCUCGAGACGAAUGUUCUCGGCAAGUCAGCAAAUAUCACCGAGGUGUCGUCCAAUGGGUCGGUAUCUGUCGAGCAGCUUGUUCUCGAUACCCUUCAGAGCUCGGGAAUGUUCUCUGAGCAUUUGCGAGUCGGGGACUCCAACUAUCUGUUCAGCAUUCCUCUAGACCAAGGCACCCCUGCUGUGCUGGUUAGCCGCUUCCCUAUUGUGAACAUUGCCCAGCUACAUGCUGUGGAACAGGCUUUCCGCCAGCAAAUCGUCUUCAACCAAUUGUUGGCCAGCUGCGCUGCAGAGCUAGCUCCUGAAGUUCGAAUCGCCAAUCGCGGCCAGUCCAGUGAGCCACAUCAGCGCUUUGAAAUCGCACUCCAACCACCCCGAUUGAUCUCGGUAGUGUUUGAGCGCCCAGCUUCUUCGUCGAUGGCCAAUUUGACGAUUCGUAUCGAAUCAGGUGGCAACAUCACUGCCGCCAUUCGCGACUCGGACCCGUCACCGACUGCUCCGCUUCCAGAUGCGGGCGUGCUGUCCGAGUUGCUCAAUUAUUCUCUCAAUAUUCCGCUGUGCAUGCAUCAUGUGUUGGGCCGCAAAUUUUCCGAGCCCCCCGCUCAGGCUGCCGCCGCAGCGCCACUUUCAGAAGGCUUUCGUACUUCUGCGCGGCGAAGACACGAAGACGCAGCAGAAGACGAUGAAACGACCGUUUCCACAUCGGCAGAUGCCGACGGAAGCGCUGCCAAACGGCGCCGUGUCGAGUGAUUGAUUUAAUUGCAAAAGCAUCAAGCCAUUUUUCUUUUAACUUUUUUUCAUUUCUGUUGUUAACCAAAUCCAUACAACUCAACUACAU